This is a messenger RNA of Somion occarium, 1095 nucleotides long. NCBI's taxonomy places the organism in Eukaryota, Fungi, Basidiomycota, Agaricomycetes, Polyporales, Cerrenaceae. The record is from the annotation of a GenBank genome assembly.
GGAACCUUGCAGCUUAACUUCAAACUACCAUCCAGGCUAAUCUGUGCACCCCUUAAUCAUUAUUUCUUAUACUAUGGAGACCCAACAACGACAGGAUACUCAAUCGGAAUCUUACACCAUUGUACGCAUCAAGCGCAAACGAAACGAAGAACCAUUAGAUGCACUUGUUGUCGACCAGGGUCCGAGAAAGAAACGAUCUAAGGCUGGUUUGAAUGUGUUCCGGUUUGCUGAAACAGUAGAGGUGGAGGCUUGGGAAGAUGAACGCAAGAAGAAGGACCUCGAGGAACGCAUUACUGCCCUUGCACGCGAAAGUUCGAAAAAGAAACAGACGAUCCCCGAAACGUCAGUCAUUCCCGCGGAACCAAUACAACCUCCAGUCCGUCAGCCGCAAGUGGACCCAAGUCGAUCGUAUACUGUUAUUCCUAGUGAAUCCAAGGAUCUUUCAAAGCGACGAAUUCCCACUUCGCCUCCAAAGAUCUUGACAAGCAAAGACUACGAGCAACAGCGACAACCCUCUGUGACAAUUUAUGAAGCUAUUCCAUCCUCAACGUCGCUUGCAUCUGCCCCGUCCAUGAAUAUUGACCCAGAGGUCGAAAAGUUCUUGCCCUUACUGCAAGAGUAUCUUAAAGUCUCCGAUACUGUCCCGUCUUUUCCGCAAGAGGGUCCAUCUAGUUCUCAGCCCUCCAAAGAGGACGACUACGUCUGGGACGUCUUCUACUCCCACCCUGCAUCGUACAAGCAGUUAUUUGAUUCCUUAAACGUUGGGAUGGUGUCUGGACUUCCACAUUCCGCAAGCGGAUACAUUGAUUCAGAUACCGAUUCAGACAUGGGUGAGGAAGAUGAAGAUUCCAAUGCGGAAGACUCCUACAAGAACGAUUAUCCGGAGGACGAAAGCGACUGGGAUACGACGUCAAGCAAACAUACAGAUGACAGCGAUAUCUUCCACGAGCGUUCUGAUCAUGAAUCGCUGUUCCGAGCCGAAGAAGUGAACGACGAUUACCAAUGGCCAUAAUACAUCUAAUCCUCUUAAUAUGGCGCACUGUUAAUACAGCAGAUACUGGAGAGAACCGAUACAUUUGUCGUAAAUUUCGUACA